Molecule: messenger RNA, 2059 nt
Organism: Castor canadensis (American beaver)
Lineage: Eukaryota; Metazoa; Chordata; Mammalia; Rodentia; Castoridae
Gene: Sstr4
Product: somatostatin receptor 4
Biological process (GO): neuropeptide signaling pathway; cellular response to glucocorticoid stimulus
Cellular component (GO): neuron projection; plasma membrane
Molecular function (GO): neuropeptide binding; somatostatin receptor activity
Source: RefSeq, a predicted model, not a curated record
UAGCGGGCCGGGCUCCCGCGGCUGCGGGGCGCGCGGCGGGCGCGGGGAUUGGCGGGCGCUCAUCGCGGGCCCGCCGCCGCUACUUAGGCGGAGCAGGGUGAGCGCCACGCGUCUGCGCGCGAGACCCCUGGGCCAAGCUGCCCGCGGUUUCUGGUGCGGCGUUCAGCCUGCUCCGCCGAGCUCCGCCGCCCUGGGUGGGCACUCCUCAGCAUGAACGCUCCCGCGACGCUUUCCCCCAGGAGCGAGGAAGGGCUCGAGACCACCUGGCCACCGGUGGCCAAUGCCAGUCGCGUCCCCGAGGAGGGGGAAGAGGAGACGCGGUCCGACGGCACGGGGGCGGCAGGCAUGGUCACCAUCCAAUGCAUCUAUGCGCUAGUGUGCCUGGUGGGACUGGUGGGCAAUGCCCUGGUCAUCUUUGUGAUCCUUCGCUACGCCAAGAUGAAGACAGCCACCAAUAUAUACCUGCUCAACCUGGCCAUCGCAGACGAGCUCUUCAUGCUAAGCGUGCCCUUCGUGGCCUCGUCCGCUGCCCUGCGCCACUGGCCCUUUGGGUCUGUGCUGUGUCGCGCGGUGCUCAGCGUGGACGGCCUCAACAUGUUCACCAGUGUCUUCUGCCUGACGGUGCUCAGCGUGGACCGCUACGUGGCCGUGGUACACCCCCUGCGUGCCGCCACCUACCGUCGGCCCAGCGUGGCCAAACUAAUUAAUUUAGGCGUGUGGUUGGCAUCCUUGCUGGUCACCCUACCCAUCGCAGUCUUUGCUGACACCAGACCAGCCCGAGGUGGCCAGGCAGUGGCCUGCAACCUACAUUGGCCUCACCCGGCCUGGUCAGCGGUCUUCGUGGUCUACACGUUCCUCCUGGGCUUCUUGCUGCCGGUUCUGGCCAUUGGCCUGUGCUACCUGCUCAUAGUGGGCAAGAUGCGUGCAGUGGCCCUGCGGGCUGGCUGGCAGCAGAGGAGGCGCUCAGAGAAGAAGAUCACAAGACUUGUGCUGAUGGUAGUGGCUGUCUUUGUACUCUGUUGGAUGCCUUUCUACGUGGUGCAGCUGCUGAAUCUUUUCGUCACCAGCCUUGAUGCCACUAUCAACCAUGUGUCCCUCAUUCUCAGCUAUGCCAACAGCUGCGCUAACCCCAUUCUCUACGGCUUCCUCUCCGACAACUUCCGCCGCUCCUUUCAACGGGUUCUCUGCCUGCGCUGCUGCCUCCUGGAUGCUGCUGGAGGUGCCGAAGAAGAGCCCCUGGACUAUUAUGCCACUGCUGUCAAAAGCAGGGGUGGGGCAGGAUGCAUAUGCCCCCCUCUCCCCUGCCCGCAGGAACCCAUGCACGCAGAACCCAGCCACAAACCCAUGCCUCUCACCAGGACCACCACUUUCUGAAGAUCCUUUUUGCCAGCCCCCUGGCAAGGUCACCUCCUACAGAGUCUGCACUACCCCCAUGGCCCAGCAACUUCAUCUCCUGGAGACUCACCUAAGAAUAACCACCUGUCCCCAACAAAGCCGUCUUCUUUCAGCAGACUUCAUGCAGUCCCCAAGAACAAGAGGACUCCUCUGCUGUCCCCCUCUCCCAGGACUUUGACUUUCAGGAUGCCUCUGUGGGGGUAGGACAACUCUGGGAACUGGGCUAGGGUAUCGGUCAUUCUUGUCCCUCUCUGGCUGUUUUUCUAAGGGUGGGAAGCAGGAGGUGGCCAGAGAGAGAGAAAUGGCCACUUGGGUGUGACUUGUUACAGUGACUGCUUGGGUGAGGGUAGUGGAGGACGGCAGCGCCCUUGUUCUCUGCAGGUUCCCUUUGCCUUGUGGUGGGAGUACAUCAUGCAUGGAGAGAGAAGGGAGGAAAGAAGAUGUCUCCAAGCACGCUCCCUUUGUGUUUGUUCCUGGGCUCUUGUCACUAAGUGAGAUUUUUGUGCAACAGCCUAGGUCACUUGCCUUAUCAACCCCCAAGCCUGACCCCUGCUUGCAAUCACAAAUGUCUCCUGGAUUGUCCAAAGCUGGUAGCAGCUUCCUGUGAGUAGAAAAGGGUCUGCUGUGAAGCAUAAAGCCCUAGGUCAGGAAUAAAAAAGAGGAG